AUGACUAGACGGAAAUCGAAAACUGUGCCCAGUAACUACCAGAUGCUGAAAACCAGCUGGGGCGUGCAGGGAAAAUUAUUCUUCGAGAAUUCCACGUUGCAUGGUGUUCGAUACAUCGCUGAAGAUGGGAGGCCAUUUAUUGAAAAGCUAAUGUGGUCAAUUUGCGUAGUCGUUGGAACCGUAGCUGCAAUCGUAGUGAUUCUCAGCCUAUGGGAGAAGUUCCAAACUAAUCCCACGAUCACAGGCUUGGACACCGACUUUCACAACUGGGAAGUACCUUUCCCGGCUAUAACUGUGUGCCUACAAGUCCCCACAACCACGGAAAAAAUCGAGAAUUACAUUUCCCAAAUCUUGGGCAGGCGAGCAGAAAAAUUGCCGGGGUUUAAUAUGAAAUAUAUUAAGGAGACAGACAAGGAAUGGUCAAUGCAGUUCCAUUUCCGUUCCCUUGACAACCUCUAUCCCUUGAUGAACACGUGCGACGAAGUGUUCCAGGAGUGCUACUGGAAAUUGGACGCUUAUAAUUGCUGUGAUGGAUUCUUUCCCGUGUUCACAGAGAACGGCUUCUGCUACACCUUCAAUUCCAGGCAUUACGAGAGGAAGAUUCCGGGGCUGCCUCUAGUGGGUAUAUGCUCGAAGAGUCUAACCACAACAAUUUAUGUUUUCGGGAUCACUGAAACCAACUCUGGUAGUUCUCUGGGAAUUUAUAUACUCAAUUCGGACGAGGUGGCGGGGAUAGAUAUGCAGCCCCAGCACGUAUGGAGCGGCGUCGUCGAUAUGAUAUCCCUCUCCGUGAAGCAGACCUACACCACGCCGGACGCGAGACAGCUGAGCAUCAAGCAGAGGCACUGCGCUUUUCCCGAUGAAAUUAAGCUGAAGGUGGACGACGUUUAUUCCUACUCGGCCUGUACCAGACAGUGUCGAAUGGACACAGCGAUGAAGCUAUGCGGAUGCAUCCCCUUCUUCUAUCCAAUGCUCGACUCGUACAAGUACUGUACGUUAGCCAAGAUGACUUGCAUUGGCCAGCAUUUGGAGGAAAUAAAGUCUGUGGAAAAAUGCUCCUGCGUCCUGAGUUGCUCCAACGCCGUCUACGCAGUUGAGAGACUGGACGGAAUAACAAGCAACAACGCUGUGGCGAAAAAAGUGAACUGUGAGUUUGCAUCUUGGCCAAUGGUGCGCUACAAAAGGGAAGUCCUCUUUGGUUGGGUGGAUUUACUAGUUUCGUUCGGCGGCAUCGCCGGAUUGUUCCUGGGGUUCAGCUUACUGUCCGGAGUCGAGAUCCUGUACUAUUUCACGGUGAGGGCGUGUUGCAUGGUGGUCAGGGAGAGGAACGAGCUGCGGAGGAUCCAGGUGGAGAGGGCCGCGAGGCCCCCGCCGUCGUACGACUUGAGUCUGGUGCCUUACUUCAUAUCCGCGCCCCUUCCUGGGAACGGCAUCGACGAGGUCGCCAAGAGCCUCUACGUGGGCAACUUGCUGAGGUAUUCUAAUGACAGAGAAGGGAACGGAUCCAAGCAGGCCGUGCUUGCCUCGAGCCUCAUAGCUCCGUUCGGGAUAGAGUUCACAAAUUAA
Molecule: messenger RNA, 1566 nt
Organism: Anoplophora glabripennis (Asian longhorned beetle)
Lineage: Eukaryota; Metazoa; Arthropoda; Insecta; Coleoptera; Cerambycidae
Product: sodium channel protein Nach
Exons: 10
Coding region: 1-1566 (521 amino acids)
Biological process (GO): sodium ion transmembrane transport
Cellular component (GO): membrane
Molecular function (GO): ligand-gated sodium channel activity
Source: RefSeq, a predicted model, not a curated record